This is a messenger RNA of Fonsecaea erecta, 702 nucleotides long. RefSeq lists its product as hypothetical. Gene Ontology annotation, cellular component: signal peptidase complex; membrane. The record is from RefSeq and is a predicted model, not a curated record. NCBI's taxonomy places the organism in Eukaryota, Fungi, Ascomycota, Eurotiomycetes, Chaetothyriales, Herpotrichiellaceae. The transcript has 3 exons. The coding region runs from base 1 to 702 and encodes 233 amino acids. Gene Ontology annotation, biological process: protein targeting to ER.
AUGUCUUCAUCCUCUCCGCAGAAAGUCUCGCUCUACUCCACCAAUGAUCUCAAAAAUGCAACCGACGAUGCUCUGGCCCCCUACCUCACCACCCUCCCCAAACCUUACGCCUUUAGACAAGAACACUUCACGACAAAUGUCAAGCUUGCCCUGGGGUACGCGGCCGUCGUGAUAGCUGGGGUGCUGUUCUACGCAGAUUGGAAACUCGGGUGGGACGCGACGAAGGCGUAUACUGGCCCUGCAUGUGUCGCAUAUUUUGUGCUCAAUGGUGCAUUGACGUACUGGAUCUGGGCGGUGGAGGCAGGGACAGUGUUUGUGGGUGUCAGAGAGGGAGGGCAGAAGAUCACGCUUCGUUCCUCUGCGAAGAAACACUCUCCGGAGUACAAACUAAAAGUCACCUACUCUGCCCCGUCGACCGGCAAGAAAUGGGAAGACAAGGAGAUCACCGGAAACUACACGCAGUGGUUUAAUAUCCAUGGCCACCUGCAACACAAGGAACUCCAGGCGUGGCUCAACGCCAAUAUCGACGUGUUGCGGAAUGCACAGGAGGAGACCACAAAGAAGGACAGGGCCGACAGAAUCCCCGUCAUGAUGCCCGCGGUGCAAGCCGACCAAAUACUGGGGUCGACGCUUUCGUCCGGGGCAGAAACGAGUCCAAUGCCGACGAGUACGAAGAAGGGACGGUCGAAGAAAAAGGCUUGA